Molecule: messenger RNA, 3722 nt
Organism: Spodoptera frugiperda (fall armyworm)
Lineage: Eukaryota; Metazoa; Arthropoda; Insecta; Lepidoptera; Noctuidae
Gene: Flo2
Product: flotillin-2
Exons: 10
Coding region: 123-1403 (426 amino acids)
Biological process (GO): regulation of myoblast differentiation; protein localization to plasma membrane
Cellular component (GO): plasma membrane
Source: RefSeq, a predicted model, not a curated record
UACUUCAUUCCUUUCAUUCAAUGUUGUUUGUUAUAUUUAUUGAUUUAGCGAAAGUUGUUUUUUUUCGUAAAAACAGUAAUACAGUGUUGUUUUGUGAAUUUUCUUUGAACUUUGAGUGAAAAAUGGGCAACAUACACACCGUGGGACCGAAUGAGGCACUAAUAGUUUCAGGAGGGUGCUUCGGCUCUACCACAAAGCGUACCAUCGUCGGCGGCUGGGCGUGGGCAUGGUGGCUCGUCACCGAUGUGCAGAGGAUCUCACUUGAGGUGAUGACCCUAAACCCUAUGUGCGAAUAUGUGGAAACGGCACAGGGCGUCCCGCUCACCGUCACCGGUGUGGCCCAGUGCAAGAUCAUGAACGAAGACGAGCUUCUCACGACUGCCUGCGAGCAGUUCCUGGGCAAGACUGUCAAAGAAAUCAAGAUGACGAUAUUACAGACCCUUGAGGGACAUCUCAGAGCCAUCCUUGGAACUCUUACAGUAGAAGAGGUGUACAAGGACAGAGAUCAGUUCGCGGGUCUAGUUCGCGAGGUGGCAGCACCGGACGUGGGGCGCAUGGGCAUCGAGAUCCUGUCGUUCACCAUCAAGGACGUGUACGAUGAUGUCCAGUACCUCGCCAGCUUGGGCAAGGCGCAGACGGCGGUCGUCAAGCGCGACGCAGACGUCGGAGUUGCGCAGGCCAACCGAGAUGCCGGCAUCAGGGAAGCGGAGUGCGAGAAGAGCGCGAUGGACGUGAAGUACUCGAUGGACACGAAGAUCGAGGACAACACGCGCCUGUUCAAGCUGCAGAAGGCGCAGUUCGACCAGGAGGUCAACACUGCGAAAGCGGAGGCGGCGCUGGCGUACGAGCUGCAAGCUGCGAAGAUAAAACAAAAGAUACGAAACGAGGAGAUACAGAUCGAAGUCGUUGAGAGACGCAAGCAGAUUGAGGUAGAACAACAGGAGAUCUUGCGUCGUGAAGAGGAGCUGAAGGCGAUGGUGCGUCUGCCGGCCGAGGCAGAGGCUUACCGUCUACAGGCCAUCGCUGAAGGAAAACGCACUCAAACUGUGGAAGGCGCGAAAGCAGACGCCGAGCGUAUCAAGGUGCUCGGUUUGGCCGAGGCCACCGCCAUCGGUGACGUGGGUAAGGCCGAUGCUGAGCGCAUGUUGGCCAAGGCUAAGGUCUACAAGCAGUAUGGAGACGCGGCCAUCAUGGCGCUUGUACUCGAAGCACUGCCUAAGAUCGCAGCAGAAGUAUCAGCGCCUCUCGCUAAGACGGACGAGAUCGUCCUGGUCGGAGACAGCGGUGCGACUGGCGAAGUGGCUCGGCUGGCUGGUGGUAUACCUCCGGCAUUGAAGACCCUCACGGGGCUGGACCUCAGCCAGGUGCUGAAGAGGCUGCACCCCAGCGGCGAUGGUCAGUAAUGUAGAUAGACUUACUUGACAUGCCGUACGCUUUGAGAUCAUAUGGCCGCGGGCACAAGUAAGAAGAAGACGCCAGAAGUUGCAGCAUGUUAAGAACCAAUCAGAAAGCAGGAUACCGAUGCAACGUAACGCUACGACCAAUAGCAACGCUGCGUGAACAAGCAGUCAGUGCCAUACAGUUACCGCUGAUGAUACAUGGUACAAUUUAUAGCCUUUGUAAGCAAUCAAGUGUAUUUUCAUGUACCUUACCUAUACAUAAGCUCAGAUCAAUAAAAAAUGAAAUAUUUACUUAAACUGCGGCGCGUAAAUUUACUUUUGGCCUUUCAAACAAUAAUCUACUUUGUUCUUUGACAUUAAAUACCUUUAUCGCGAAGCAAUAACAAAUUUUAUAUCUUUGGAGUUAUAUAAUGUAUUCUAUAUUAUAUUUAACAAGGGAUUAUUGUAUUUAAAAACUUCAUUCUGUUGCAAAUCUUAUGUACAGACGCGAGCACAUCAACCUAUACCUGUCUGUCUUUCUUAAUUCGAUUUUCAACUUUAUUACAAUACAAUAAAGUUCUAAAUCUGUUAAGAAAUUUGACAGUUUUAUCAAUCGUGUCUAUACAAUGCUCUGAUUGGCGAAAUGAUCAACCAAUCACAGUACAGAUCUGACAACAGAGUUUUUUAAUGAUCUGAAACCUAGGCUUUUACGUAUAAGUUAUGUAUUAAUUGUUUCAUUAAUGUAUUUUUAUCAAAUACUCAAUCUGAAGCAUAGAUAUAGAGAAUGGACUCGGAAAACCUCCACUAUUUGUAUUAUAUAGGAGAAGAGACAAUGAAUAUGUGGCCAAUGACUUUAUAAACUAUGCAUUCAGGUUCAUAUGUUACUAGCAGCUUGUGACAUUAAAGGUACGCGUCCAUAGGCCCACAUCGUACGCAUCGCACGCACCGCACGCAACGGAUUUUAUCCGCAUCGUACGCACCGCAUCAUCAGCAAUGCCUACAUGCGAUGCGUGCUGAUGACGUCAUACGGAAUGCGUACGAUGCGGGCCUGUGGACGUUUACCUUAAAACAGAAUUCUACAAACAAAAAAGACACUAGACGCAUAAUCGCUCUGUCUCUCUCACACCUUUUUACCUCAUUUACCUUGUAAAACGUUCUCUGUCCAAUCUCUUAAUUCUAUGGUCUGUUUAAAAUAUCAAUUCAAACUCCUGUUGUAAUAUUCUCGUUUAAAAAUCGAUGUGAGUUUUCAAAUUUCUACGUCAUAUUUGUAAUACUUACUGUCGUACUCAGAUAUAGUUAAUGAUUACUUAAACUACUCCAUUUUUGUGGGGAGAAAAUCAUCCAAUGACUUCUCUUGCCUUGGGUGAGGCGAGAGGGAGUGUCAGAUUCUUGCUGACCAAAAAUCACCACGUUCCUACUCCUACUUUUUGAACCGGAGCCCCGGUAACCCGCUAGGCAGUCCGCAGCUCCGGUACUUAAAAUAUUCCUUAAUAAAACAAUUUUGUUCCGAAAACAAUUACUAAGGACUGGGUUAAGUAGCUAUUGUAUGUCUCUGAGUGCAGCAGUUAAUAUAGAUAAAUGUGGAAUGCCUACUUAGUACAUAACUUGUAGUUUAAAUGUACCUAAAUAUCUACUCAUAGCGUGUUUACCGAAGAUGUAUAUUUUUCAAUAGAAUGACUACAGGUAAAAUUGUCUUAGAGAAUUUAGAUUUUGUACAACUGUGUAGGAACUUAUAUAUUAAGACAACGUGUUCUAAGGCACUGCCCUUUUCCGUAGAUUUUCAAAAUUUGUGUGAGUUACCGCCGUAUCAAACUUAUUUAUGAAUUGUACAAGUUUUGCUUAACGUAUAUUUCUGAUAUUUAAACUCAUUGUAAAGGAAACAGUUACACUUAAAUAGUUUUUAAUUUCUUUUUGUAAUCGAAUUGUGUGACAAUAUCGAUUUUUCAGCUUUGUAAGGAAUUUUAGUGGUUAUGUUCUUAAGAAUAGAGCUUGAAAUCCCACCAAUACUUACUUUGUUAAGUAAGGUUUUAAGGGUGCGAUUUAUUUUCGUGUGGUGUGCGUUUGUCCUGAAUUCCAAAGCAAUGGCAUUUUUUAAAAUUGACAUUUUGUAAUUUUUAAUUUUAAUUUUUACGUACAAACUUAAAGUUAAUGAAAUAAUUUAAUUUUUUGUUGUUUGGUAUAAUAUUUUGUUAUUCUCAUUUUUCUUUUUCGUUAUUUCGUACUACGUCUUGUGUUUAGAUUGUAUUCUAAUAUAUUUGCACAACAAAAUGGAUGUAUCCGAAAUAUUUUCUUUAUGGUAUUGAAUAAGCUAAAUGAUUAUUUUAAUAAAAAUAUGUGUAACAA